AUGACAUGGUCAGAGAGCACGUGGGUGAGGAACAGUGGCUCAGCAGAUUCGUACACAAGCAGACCCUCAGACUCUGAUGUCUCUUUGGAAGAAGAUAGGGAAGCAAUCCGCCAAGAAAGAGAACAACAAGCAGCUAUACAACUUGAAAGGGCGAAGUCCAAACCAGUAGCGUUUGCUGUUAAGACUAAUGUGAGUUACUGUGGAGCUCUGGAUGAAGAUGUUCCUGUCCCAAGCACUGCCAUCUCUUUUGAUGCCAAGGACUUCCUACACAUUAAAGAGAAAUAUAAUAAUGACUGGUGGAUAGGAAGGCUGGUUAAGGAGGGCUGCGAGAUUGGCUUUAUUCCAAGCCCGCUUAGACUGGAGAAUAUCCGCAUUCAACAGGAGCAGAAGAGAGGACGUUUCCAUGGAGGUCUUGGAGAAAUGGUUUCUGGCACAUUUCGAGCCACACCCACUUCCACAGCAAAACAGAAACAAAAAGUGACAGAACAUGUUCCCCCAUAUGAUGUAGUACCAUCAAUGAGACCUGUUGUCUUGGUGGGUCCAUCACUGAAAGGCUAUGAGGUGACAGACAUGAUGCAGAAAGCUCUCUUUGACUUCCUGAAGCACAGGUUUGAUGGGAGGAUAUCAAUAACUAGAGUGACAGCUGACAUUUCUCUUGCUAAGAGGUCUGUUCUAAAUAAUCCAAGCAAGAGGGCAAUAAUUGAGCGGUCAAAUACAAGAUCCAGUUUAGCUGAAGUACAGAGUGAAAUUGAAAGAAUCUUUGAGCUGGCAAGGUCCUUACAACUGGUUGUCCUAGAUGCAGACACCAUCAAUCACCCUGCGCAACUUAUCAAGACAUCUUUAGCACCAAUUAUUGUCCAUGUUAAAGUGUCUUCUCCAAAGGUUUUGCAGCGACUGAUUAAAUCUAGAGGAAAGUCACAAAGUAAACACUUGAAUGUUCAGUUGGUGGCAGCUGAUAAACUUGCACAAUGCCCACCAGAAAUGUUUGAUGUAAUUUUGGAUGAAAAUCAGCUUGAAGAUGCUUGCGAACACUUGGCAGAAUAUCUUGAGGCAUACUGGCGUGCUACUCACACCACCAGUAGCACGCCCAUGACUCCUCUCCUUGGGCGAAAUUUAGGAUCCACUGCACUUUCACCAUAUCCUGCUGCAAUCUCUGGAUUACAGAGCCAGCGUAUGAGGCACAGCAGCCAUUCUGCAGAGAACUCUCCAAUUGAGCGACGAAGUCUAAUGACCUCAGAUGAAAAUUAUCACAACGAAAGGGCUCGGAAGAGCAGGAACCGCUUGUCUUCCAGUAAGAGCAGGAACUGCUUGUCUUCCAGUUCCCAACACAGCCGAGAUCACUAUCCUCUAGUGGAAGAAGAAUACUCUGACUCAUACCAGGACACUUACAAACCCCAUAGGAACCGAGGAUCCCCUGGAGGAUACAGCCAUGAUUCACGACACAGGCUUUGAGUUCAAGAA
This is a messenger RNA of Aptenodytes forsteri (emperor penguin), 1461 nucleotides long. RefSeq names its product calcium voltage-gated channel auxiliary subunit beta 4 (gene CACNB4). Gene Ontology annotation, molecular function: high voltage-gated calcium channel activity; protein binding. Bases 1 to 1452 code for a protein of 483 amino acids. NCBI's taxonomy places the organism in Eukaryota, Metazoa, Chordata, Aves, Sphenisciformes, Spheniscidae. Gene Ontology annotation, biological process: chemical synaptic transmission; neuromuscular junction development; calcium ion transmembrane transport. Gene Ontology annotation, cellular component: voltage-gated calcium channel complex. The transcript is spliced from 13 exons. The record is from RefSeq and is a predicted model, not a curated record.